Gavialis gangeticus (Gharial) is the source of this 6083-nucleotide messenger RNA. It is a transcript of the gene RBL1, whose product is annotated as RB transcriptional corepressor like 1. The record is from RefSeq and is a predicted model, not a curated record. Bases 2948 to 5608 code for a protein of 886 amino acids. Gene Ontology annotation, cellular component: chromatin; transcription regulator complex; nucleus. The transcript has 19 exons. Gene Ontology annotation, molecular function: RNA polymerase II transcription regulatory region sequence-specific DNA binding. NCBI's taxonomy places the organism in Eukaryota, Metazoa, Chordata, Crocodylia, Gavialidae. Gene Ontology annotation, biological process: regulation of transcription by RNA polymerase II; negative regulation of G1/S transition of mitotic cell cycle; cell differentiation.
CUGUGAUUUUCAAAAAAUUUGAACCAAUAUUUUUAGAUGUAUUUCAAAAUCCUUAUGAAGAGACGCCUAAAACACAAAGGAGCAGGAAGCAGAGGUAUUGUGAGAGUCUUAAAUUAUUUUACUCGUGUGAAGACCAGUUGUAACAGGUUUGUGUACCAAGGCAGCCAUGCAAUUCGUGCCUGGCUCCAAGUUUAGGGUGCCCUCCCCUCCUUACUCACCCACCACACCUUUGAUGUCAUUGUUUUAUUCGGAGGGAGGCUGCCUAAAGAUCCUAGAGGAGCAGUUCCCAGACUGUGGGUCGUAACCCCAAAUGGAGUCGCAGCAUCAGCGGGUGGGUUCACAGUGGUCGGGGGCUGUGGGUUGGGAGAGGGAUCAUACUGAGGAAAAGUUUGGGAAGCACUGUCCUAGAGUGAGCCUAAACAUGGGCUCUCCUUCCCAAUAUCCAGUCCCAUGCUUUGCAGAUUAUACUUUUUCCUGAUUCCUCGCUCCUCCUGGGCUACAGGCUCCUUGGGCCCAGUUGGUCCCUGGCUGUUGUCCCUUACCUUCAGUAUACCCAGCCCCUGGCCCCACUCCCAGGCCCCUGACAACUGCUACUCCUGGGCUACAGACCUCUGAGCUCUCUGGCCCUGCUGACACUCGCCCCUCCCUCUGGACUCAGACCCCUUGGCCCCACACUCUGCUCCUCUGGACCCCAGGCCCUCUAUUUCUCUGGCCCCUAUCCAACUACAGGCUCUUUGGCCCACUCAGUCUCUAGCAGUAGUCCCUGGCCUUCAGUCUGCUUAGACACUAGCCCCGCUUCUAGGCCAGUGAGACCUUCAGGCUUUCAGACCCUGCUGACAACCACCCUCCUGUCCAGGUUCUCAGGCAUGUCUAUUCCAAGGCCUCUAUGCAGCUUGCCCAAGCUCCAUUCUUCUGUUAGAAGCCCUGCUGCCAGGAGCUCUACUCUGUCUGGAUUCCAGGGCUAGACUGCUUGACCAGCUCGGGUCCUAGGCUUAUAUGUCUCAAGCCAGGCCCCUUUCUGGUCAGGCCCCUGCCACACCUGCAGGCUGCUCCCAAGCAGCCUUUUGCUCUUAAAAUGACAGACGUGCAAAGCACCCUAGCAUACCAAUAAGCAGUAGAUUAUAAAGUGUUAUUUCUUUAACUUGAAAGUAAAACUUCAUUCAGAAUUGUCUGCAGAGGUUGUGAUUUAUACUUCAAAAUUCAGGAAAAAUUACUUGCAUAGGUGUCAGUUUUCUCUUUGAGACUCUGAUCCUGGAAUGAGAUUCAUAUAAAAAAAUUUCUGCAUCUGUGUGGAAUAUCACUGAUACCACUGGUGCUCUACAUACAGGUCUGGUCAUCCUGGACACCUCUCAGUGUAGGAUCAGGGCUUUAGCCAACAUUAACCUAGUGUCCCUUCCUGGUGGUAAAUAGGUGCUGCAUUGCUUGAGGUGUCAUGCUUUAGAAGAAACAUAAAAUCAACAUUCUGAUUACCUGUCGUUGAUUUAAAAAAAACCCAUAGCAUUCUUCCUAAGGUGUUCCAGGUUGUUUAAAUGUUUCUGACCUGCCUGAAUUUCUAAUGAUGAAAAGCAUUAAAGUUACCUAAAAAGGCAAACAUUAAAAAAUUACAAACCCACUAGUUAUUUCUUUGGAUGUAGCUAUUUAAGCGUUUAAUGAUCCUCCUGGUUAAAUAUGUAAUACAAGUUUGUGAUUUAUGCUAAGAUUACAAGUAGGUAUUGAUGCUAAUAAUUAAGGUCAAAUGGGAAAAUGUUGUUAUACUUCUUUACUAUUUUUUUUCAUUUUACUGAUGUGGAUAGCUAUGUUAGUCUGAAGUCAGGCAGAAGGUUGGUCUCUAAGGUACCACCCUACCUUCAGUCUUACCAUAAACUCAAUAAAAGAUGAUCUCUUUUCUUCCUCUCUUUCAAAUGAAGUCCAAAAUUACCAUUAUUGUUAAUGCACAACUUAAAUGCGUGCACAAACUAUGAAGCUGACUAAAAGACUUACAAUGAGACUACAACCUUGAACUAGAGACAUGGCUUAUUAGGGGCUUCUUGUACAACCAUGUCCCUAAUGUAGCUGUGCUGGCAGAAGCCCCUAAUAUAGACACACACCUAGCAGUAAAAGUGAAGUUUUGCUGGUGUAGCUUCUUUCACUUACGGGAAGAGGUUGAAUAUUUUGCCAACAUACUCUUUUUGUAAGGUGUUGCUUAUGCAAACAUAUCCUUAACUUUUAUGUAGGAUAUAGCUUGGGAAAUAUCUUUCCUAUUAGUUUGUUGCACUACCUGUAUCUAAAUUACUUUUAUAUUUAACAGUGUUGCCUUAAUGUUAAUAUUUAUUUUAUAAUUUUGUUGGAAGAGUGCUAAAUAUAUUUAAGCAUAUAAACAUUUAGAAAAAUCAUCGAUGCCAUUUUGGAUUCUCUUCACUGACCUGUUGUAGACAUUUCUAGGAGAGUUCUGAUAUAAUGGUGACAUCAGCAUCAUGAAGUAUUUUAGAGCUUCACAGCAGAACAAGAACCUGACAUCUUCUCCAAGGAGUGGGUUACAAGCCCCACAAGACUUAGGGUGAUGGCAGUAAAGAAUGCUGCAAUGGAGAGAGUCUCCCUCCCCUUCCCCCUUCUGCCCCCCAAAUAAUACAAUGAGAUCCACUUCCUGAUUUCUAAAAUGAAAUUGAGAUGAAAUGUAAAAUUGUGAUAAUUAUGAUUUUCAGUAAUGUGUGUUAGCCCCCUUCCCCCCACCUUAAGGAAACAGAAACCCACUUCCUGAAAUUGAAAUCUUACCUUUCCCCUUCCCCCCCUCCCUCCCCACCCAAUAGACCGGUGCCUUGCAGCAUUAAAGAUCUGUUCAACUUCUGCUGGACACUCUUUGUUUACACUAAGGGUAAGCCAGCUUCAUUAAUUGUCUACAUUAUCUACCUUUGAGUGAAAAACUGGUUUUAUCUGAAAAGAUACAUUGUCUUUUAAAGGUAAUUUCCGUAUGAUUGGAGAUGAUUUGGUCAAUUCCUAUCAUUUGCUCCUGUGCUGCUUGGAUCUGAUUUUUGCAAAUGUCCUCCUUUGUCCAACUAGAAGAGAUUUGGUAAAUCCAUCAUUCAAAGGUUUACCAGCUGACUUUCACAUGACUGAGGUCAAAACUUCUGCAGAACCUCCUUGCAUCAUUGCUACACUAUGUGAACUACAUGAUGGACUUCUCGUAGAAGCUAAAGGAAUAAAAGAACACUACUUUAAACCAUAUAUUUCAAAGCUUUUUGAUAGAAAGAUUUUGAAAGGAGACUGCAUCUUGGAUCUCCGCAGCUUUGGAGAUAACAACAAAGCAUUGAAUAAAGAGUAUGAAGAGUACGUUUUAACAGUGGGUGACUUUGAUGAGAGGGUUUUCUUAGGAGCAGAUGCCGAAGAGGAAAUUGGAACACUUCAGAAGUUUCCUGCUGACAUUUCAGUGGGCAAAACAACAGGAGUUCAUGUGGAAUGUCAUCUUCAGCAGCAUUUUGAAAAGAAAAGAUCAUUUGCACCUUCUACUCCACUAACUGGAAGAAGAUACCUGAGAGAGAAGGAAGUGGUCACCACUCCUGUUGCUUCAGCAACACAAAGUGUGAGCCGGUUACAGAGCAUUGUGGCUGGGUUGAAAAACACUCCUAGUGAACAACUUACAGCUAUAUUUGAGUCUUGUGUGCGUAACCCUAUGGAAAGUAUUGUAAAUAGAGUAAAAGAAAUAGGUGAGGCUUUCUGUCAGAGCUAUACUAUGUCAACAGAUGACCAUUCUGGGCCUCAUAUAGAUUUUGCUGUAAACAGACUAAAACUGGCAGAAAUCUUAUAUUACAAAAUUCUGGAGACUAUAAUGGUGCAAGAAACACAAAGACUGCAUGGGAAGGACAUGACCGUUCUCUUGGAACAAGAUAUUUUUCAUCAUUCCUUAAUGGCAUGCUGUUUGGAGAUUGUACUAUUUGCAUAUAGCUCACCACGUACUUUUCCUUGGAUCAUUGAGGUUCUUGACCUCCGACCAUUCUAUUUUUAUAAGGUGAUUGAAGUAUUGAUUCGGUCUGAGGAAGGACUCUCUAGAGACAUGGUAAAGCACCUCAACAGCAUUGAGGAACAGAUUCUGGAGAGCCUAGCCUGGACUCAGGAUUCUGCACUGUGGAGUGCCCUCCAAGCCUCACAAAACAAAGUCCCAACUUGUGAAGAAGUAACAUUUCCAAAUAAUUUUGAAGCUAGCAAUGGAGGAAGUGGGCUAGGACAUCGGCCUCUGUUGUCAAUGUCUCCUAUAAUGCAUCCGCGGGUAAAAGAGGUUCGGACAGAUCUUGGUGGGAGUUUACGAAGAGACAUACAGCCAUUGUCACCAAUCUCUGUUCAUGAGCGCUACAGUUCUCCCAUAGCUGGAAGUGCUAAGAGAAGGCUUUUUGGAGAUGGCAGCCCAAGCAAAAUGCAGAUGGAGAAGAUUUUGUGCGAAGGAACUAACUUGAAAAUUGCCCCAUUUUCAAGCACUACUGCUGAAAUUGUGUCUGUCUCCCCUGGACAGACAGUAUUGACUAUGUCAACAGCUGCAGUAGCAAAAACAACAGGACAGAAAGUUACACUUCCACUGCAUGGUAUUGCAAAUGAGACUGGGGGGAUCACCUUGAUUCCCAUUUCAAUGACUUUAUCUCGGCACCCCAAAGUGGAGAAUAAUGAUCAAGUUCCCCUUACAGCCCAAGCUUUGACUAGUGCCUCUCCAGAUCAGUCCCAAAUGAAUCAAGCACAAGAAACGCAUCAUUUACCAGGAAGCAAACCAAAAAAAACUGGUUCCCUAGCUCUGUUUUACAGAAAGGUAUAUCAUUUGGCAAGUGUGCGUUUGCGUGAUUUGUGCUUAAAACUGGAUGUUUCCAAUGACUUGCGCAGGAAGAUAUGGACAUGUUUUGAGUUCACAUUAGUUCACUGCACUGAUCUAAUGAAAGACAGACAUUUGGAUCAGCUCCUCCUUUGUGCCUUUUACAUUAUGGCAAAGGUGACCAAAGAGGAAAGAACUUUUCAGGAUAUUAUGAAAAGUUACAGAAAUCAGCCACAAGCAAAUAGCCAUGUUUAUAGGAAUGUCUUGUUGAGAAGUACUCCUACAACUGUUAUGUCAGACAAUAGAAAUAUAAACCAAGAUGUAGAGAUGACAGAUGGUGACUCUUCUGGGAAAGCAUGCUGUUCAUCAUUAAGAUCUACAUUAGAGAACUCCAGUGAAUCAGGAGAGGAGAGAGGAGAUCUUAUAAAAUUUUACAAUGCAGUCUAUGUAGGAAAAGUAAAAUCAUUUGCACUGAAAUAUGAUAUGACAAACCAGGAUCAUGCAAUGGAAGCACCUCCCCUUUCCCCAUUUCCCAACAUCAAACAGCAACCAGUAUCUCCUUGGCGAAUAUCCCAGCAACACUCUGUUUAUGUUUCUCCACACAAGAAUGGUGCCUGCCUAACACCUCAUACUGCCCUACUGUACAAGUUUAAUGGGAGCCCAUCUAAGAGUUUAAAGGACAUUAAUAAUAUGAUCAAACAAGGUGAACACAGGAAUAAGAAACGAGCAAUAGCAAUUGAUAGUGACACGGAAAGCCCAGCAAAACGACUCUGCCAAGAAAACGAUGAUGUUUUACUUAAACGUCUUCAGGAUGUUGUCAGUGAAAGAGCAAAUCAUUAGAGCUAUCAUGGUCCUAUGAAUACUGAAAUCUGUAGAGUUCAACAUACCUGUUAUAUAAUUUAUUUCCACACAGCCAUAAUGUGUAAUUGGCAUUGUGCCAAUAACUUGCAAGGUCUUUAUUGUCUCCUAACAUUGGUAGAAAUGCAACAAAAGUGGUAAGGAGUGAUUGCUGCAAAAUUAGGCAAUGAUCACAUUGAGGUUUUUUCCUGUCAGAUAUGCUGCAAAUCACUCUGUUCAGUGUUCUUUUUGUUCUUUAAGCCAUGCCAAAUACUCAACUUUAAAUUAUUUCAGUGUCUGCUUUCAGCAUUUAUCAAAGGUUGUGCAUAUGACACACAUAGCACUGACUAUUUAUACAUACUGUAUCUUGCAACUGUGAAAAAUGUUAGUAUGCGUCAGUCAUGGUUUAAAUCAUUCUCAGCUUUGGCCAAUAGUUAUAGCUGUUACAAUGUGAGAAUUCAUUUAACAAACUUGAAAA